AUGGUAAUAGUAUACUACUAUACUGUAACCCUAACAUCAUGUAGAUGGAUACGUCAACUCAGAACCAUCUUCCAAGAACGAGGAAUAACAAUUCUCGAAGACCAGCUACUCGACCCCGAAGCCGAUAUUGCGUAUGCAUGGACAUUAAUGCACAUGGAUGGGAUGAAGGAAUUAGUCAAUGUAGCAGCAGAAGGCUCAAAAGAGGGAAUGGAGUUGCAUCGACGCGCCGCUCGGGAGGUACAGAGAGGUGCUUGUCUAAGUAUGAGGUUGGUGAAUGUUGUAGGUAGAAAGGCUGGAGGUGACUGA
Sclerotinia sclerotiorum 1980 UF-70 is the source of this 306-nucleotide messenger RNA. RefSeq lists its product with no specific name. The transcript has a single exon. NCBI's taxonomy places the organism in Eukaryota, Fungi, Ascomycota, Leotiomycetes, Helotiales, Sclerotiniaceae. The record is from RefSeq and is a predicted model, not a curated record. The coding region runs from base 1 to 306 and encodes 101 amino acids.